Molecule: messenger RNA, 579 nt
Organism: Aspergillus ibericus CBS 121593
Lineage: Eukaryota; Fungi; Ascomycota; Eurotiomycetes; Eurotiales; Aspergillaceae
Exons: 1
Coding region: 143-541 (132 amino acids)
Source: RefSeq, a predicted model, not a curated record
GUAGUAUGUCUCAUUGAGAAUGAGCGCGGAAGUCAGUCUGCCUCAUCCGGGGCGAAUGACUGUAACAUGAUGGCGGUGGAGGGUGGAGCAGGGAUCGGAAUGCGAUCGCCCCAGGGCAGAUCGACCGGGCCUCAGCCUGGAAAUGGGGACGCCUGCAACAUCAGCGUGUCAAUGGGCCCCAGUGAACCUGUCUGAUGGAUCGGGGGAACUAUGGAUCGGGGUUGGUAAGAUAAUGGAACAUGACCGGACCCUGUGGAAAGGUUUCUUUGAGGAUGGUUGGGGAAAGGCGCAGGGGCAGCGGAUGGUGCGGGUGGUGGUGGUGGUAGUGGUGGUAGUGGUGGCAGUCAUGACAGUGUACGGGUCAGUGGCAGUUGCCAAAUCGGCGUGUCCGCUCAGGUUUUCCAUUUCUUUUCUUUUUUAUUUUUCUCUUUUCUGUUCUUUCAUUCGGUAUGUUUCUUUGUUUCCGAAGGGGGUGACCUUGCUCCAGCUGUCAUGGGAGGUCUCGGGAAGAUCUGUCACUAGCCAUGAGCUCCCCCAGUAAAAGUACCCUUACCCUGACUUACACGGGCAGUGCUGGGA